Cryptomeria japonica (Japanese cedar) is the source of this 1028-nucleotide messenger RNA. Its product is annotated as acid phosphatase 1. Lineage: Eukaryota; Viridiplantae; Streptophyta; Pinopsida; Cupressales; Cupressaceae. Gene Ontology annotation, molecular function: acid phosphatase activity. The record is from RefSeq and is a predicted model, not a curated record. The transcript is spliced from 3 exons. Bases 64 to 801 code for a protein of 245 amino acids.
AUUCCAAAUCACAGCAGGCGAACAAAUAUUUGUGGCCUUCUGAAAGCUCUGCAUUGAUUUUCCAUGGGCAAAACCAGUUUUCUCCCUUUCAUUCUCCUCCUCCUCUUCCUCCUUGGGUUGGGAAAAAAUGCCUGUGCGGGUAGGCAUUCUGUUAAUGGGUGUUCUGCUUGGAGAACCAACGUGGAGAGCAACAAUGCCAGGGGUUGGAAAGUGGUGCCCCCUCGCUGCGUCUCUAACGUGGGGAAAUACAUGGAAAGGGGCCAAUACUUGCUAGAUUUCAAAAUAGCCAUUGAACAAAGCCUGGCUUACGUUAAGGAUUUGGAGUUGCGAGGGGACGGUAAGGAUGCUUGGGUUUUUGACACAGACGAGACGACAUUGUCCAAUCUGCCCUAUUACAGAAAGCACGAAUAUGGGGGAGAGACUUAUAACUCUACGUUGUUCAACGCAUGGGUAGGGGAAGGAACGGCCCCUGUGUUGCCGUCCUCGUUGCAGCUGUACAAUGUUUUGUUGAGGAAAGGCGUCAAAAUCUUUUUCGUCACCGGAAGAGACGAAGAUUUUCGCGAGGUCACAACGAAGAACCUUAUGGCAGCCGGUUACAGAAAAUGGUCUGGCAUAAUCAUGAGGGGUGACAGUGAUCAGGGAACCACAGCAGUGGAAUACAAAUCGGAGAAGAGGGGGCAGCUUGUGAAGAAAGGGUAUCGGAUUUGGGGAAAUGUUGGGGAUCAGUGGAGUGAUUUAACUGGAACUUAUGUGGGCUCUCGCACUUUUAAGAUUCCCAAUCCCAUGUAUUAUAUCAGCUAGAACUGAUGAAACUUAGUAGUCUCUUGGUUGAAUCCGAUUGCAGAGAGAUUUUAGACUGUUUGGGUGGUUUUUUAGUUUUGGAUUGUAUGCUUUAGCUUAUGGAGAAUUAAGAAAGGUGGAUACGUCAGUCCUCCAUUAUUAGUGUGGGACACUUAUUUUACAGUGUCGUUUAAAAUGCCCUUCGGUAUUGAAGGAGAAAUAUAAUAUUGAAUGCACAUGUGACUUCA